Leptonychotes weddellii (Weddell seal) is the source of this 602-nucleotide messenger RNA. The record is from RefSeq and is a predicted model, not a curated record. Lineage: Eukaryota; Metazoa; Chordata; Mammalia; Carnivora; Phocidae.
GAGGAACUCUUCCGGGUCAGAGUUUGAGGUAGCAUUUGUGCCACUUUCAGGAGGCCGGAAUGGAGACAGCUGUUCGAGGAAUGCCUUUGCAGUGCCCUCCUAAGCCGGAACGACUCAACGCCUAUGAGCGCGAGGUGGUGGUGAACAUGUUGAACUCGCUGUCACGGAACCAGCCGCUGCCUCACAUCCCGUCCCGAUGCGGGUGUGUGGAUCCUCUGCCCGGCCGCCUGCCCUUCCAGGGUUAUGAAAGCCCUUGCUCCGGCCGCUGCUACUGUCUACGUGGGAUGGACUACUACGUCACCGGAGCACCCUGCACAGAACGCCGCUUCCGGCCUUUGUGCAAAGAGCAGCCGACUGAGUGUAUUGCCCUACGAGCACCCGCCCGGAAUGCAAUGUGCUGUUAUAACUCCCCCGCCGUCAUACUACCCUUGUCCGAACCUUAGAUGGGACACAAGUCACUUCAAGAAGACCGGUGGCCCCCAGAGAAACAACUAUGUUGUCCACCCUGAGUUUGUGUCUGAAACCUAUCCUGACUGCUACUUCUGGUAGACCCCAGGCUGGCGGGGCCAAGGGGGCUGAGCAGUAAAUAAACUCUUCGCCCC